Messenger RNA from Alosa alosa (allis shad), 2484 nucleotides. Its product is annotated as cadherin-18-like. Gene Ontology annotation, molecular function: cadherin binding; calcium ion binding. Lineage: Eukaryota; Metazoa; Chordata; Actinopteri; Clupeiformes; Clupeidae. Gene Ontology annotation, biological process: cell-cell junction assembly; multicellular organism development; cell morphogenesis. The record is from RefSeq and is a predicted model, not a curated record. Gene Ontology annotation, cellular component: catenin complex; adherens junction; plasma membrane.
GGGAAACAGAUGCAGAUGAGACUCCACUCGAACUCGGACAAAGGGGACGGCUCAGUGCGCUACAUCCUGAGCGGCGAGGGGGCAGGCACCAUCUUCAUCAUCGACGAGUCGACGGGCGACAUCCACGCCACCAAGAGCCUGGACCGCGAACGGAAGACCCACUACGUGCUGCACGCACAGGCCAUCAACCGACACACCAACAAGCCCCUGGAGCCGGAGUCGGAGUUCAUCAUCAAGGUGCAGGACAUCAACGACAAUGCGCCAAAGUUCCCCGACGGACCCUUCACCACGUCUGUAGCCGAGAUGUCUGAAGUUGGCACGUCAGUGUUCCAGGUGACGGCGACGGACGCGGAUGACCCCACCUAUGGCAACAGCGCCCGUGUGGUGUACAGCAUCCUCCAGGGCCAGCCCUACUUCUCUGUGGACCCCAUGACAGGUAUCAUUCGUACAGCGUUGGCGAGCAUGGACCGUGAGGCGCGGGAGCACUAUGCAGUGGUGAUCCAGGCCAAAGACAUGGCAGGACAAGUGGGAGGCCUCUCAGGGUCCACCACCAUCAACAUCACCCUUACCGACGUCAACGACAACCCACCCAAGUUCCCUCAGAAGAACUACCAGCUCUACGUGCCUGAGUCAGCGGAGGUGGGGAAACCCGUGGGGAAGAUCGCGGCGCACGACGCGGACCUGGGAGCCAACGCCGAGAUCAAGUACAGCAUCCUCAACACCGAGGCCGCAUCCAUCUUCUCCAUUGCCACCAGCAGGGAUGGACGAGAGGGCAUCAUAAGCCUCAGAAAGCCACUGAACUAUGAGAAGAAGAAGACGUACACGUUACACAUCGAAGGAGUGAACACACACCUGGAUCCGCGUUUCUCCUACCUGGGCCCGUUCAAGGACACGGCCACGCUCAAGAUCACAGUGGGGGAUGUAGACGAGGCUCCCGUCUUCUCCAUGGAUUAUUACAUCAUGGACGUGUACGAGAACGCCCCCAUCGGCACCGCAGUGGGUUCCGUCACAGCCCGUGACCCCGACAGCAAGAACAGCCGCAUCAGGUAUUUCAUGGAGCCCAGUCUGAAUGAGGAUGCCAGUUUCAUCAUAGAGCCGGACACCGGCCUCAUCCGCACCACGUACAUCCUGGACCGAGAGGACACACCCCUGCACAACAUCACCGUGUCCGCCGUUGAAAUCGAUAACCCCUCCAUGGUGAGCCAUGUGCCUGUCACUGUCCAAGUGCUGGACAUGAACGACAACCCCCCUGAGGUUAAGACAGAUGAGGACAUCAUUGUGUGUGAAAACACACGGCCAGGACAGGUGAUCCAGACGGUGACGGCGGUGGAUAAGGAUGACUUUGCUAAUGGGCAACGCUUCUCCUUCUCUCUCCCCAUCGGAAUCCCAAUCAAUCCCAACUUCACCCUCAAGGACAAUGAGGACAGCACUGCCAACAUCAUCGCCCGGCGGCGGCGCUUCAACCGGCUGACGCAGGAGCUGUACACGCUGCCCAUCGUGGUGUGGGACGGCGGCGAGCCGUCGCUGACCGGCACCAGCACGCUGACUCUGCGGGUGUGUCCGUGCCAGCGUGGCACGCGCGCCAAGGUGUGCCAGAGUGAGGCGUUCCUAUCCUCUGCCGGUCUCAGCACGGGCGCACUCAUCGCCAUCCUGCUGUGUGUGCUCAUCCUGCUCGCGAUCGUGAUCCUGUUUAUCACGCUGCGGCGCAGCAAGAAGGAGCCGCUAAUCAUCUCCGAGGAGGAUGUGCGCGAGAACGUGGUGACGUACGACGACGAGGGCGGCGGCGAGGAGGACACGGAAGCCUUCGACAUCAGCGCCCUCCGCAACCCGGCCGCCGCCGAGGAGCUCAAGUUCCGCCGCGACGUCCGGCCUGACGGCUCCCGGACCUCUCACUGCGGCGGUGCCAUGGCAGCUGCCUGCGCCGGUCCCGGCCCGUCCCUCUUCCACGCCCACCGUCGUCUCCGGCCGCACAAGCCCGGCUCCUUGGACACAGAGGCCGAGCUGGACAUCCGCGACUUCAUCCGCCAGCGGCUAACGGAGGCCGACCAGGACAUGAGCGGCCCGCCGUACGACUCGCUGCAGACCUACGCCUUCGAGGGCCAGGGCUCGCCCACCGGCUCCAUUAGCCCGCUGGGUUCGGCUGGCACCCAGUCCGAACUGGACUACACCUUCCUGGACGACUGGGGCCCAGAGUUCCAGAAGCUGGCCGAACUCUACGGUGAGGAGGUCGAGAAGGAGUCGGCGGCCAGCGACCCCACAGAGUAGCCCUAACGACCCGUGGACCAGCGCGGUUCAGCCUGGCUCGGGUCCAUUUUGGCCCUCGCCACGGCGCGUGGGAUAAAAUCGAACACGAGGACAAAAUCGAACAAAAACAAACAAAAAAAAAACUGAAAACUGAAAUCACAAAUACACUCCUCUAAUCUCCAUCUCUAUCUCUCUCACCUACUGACUCUUGUUGAGGAAGCUGCAUCUGCCCCCCCUGGA